CCCGCCCCCAAAACUGGUUUCGGUACGUAUUUGGCCGCAGGUUUCGCCUCGUGGACGACAGAAUCAACGCAAUUGCGGAGGCUAAAGAGACCAAGUCAAACGAGUUUCUUCUUCACCGUGCGAGUACCAUGUUGAGUUCAGAGGAUAGCGAAAGGAAACGACGCUCUAUGAGACUCCGCACAUUUAGCGGGCCCUCACGGGUCCUGCAGGUUAUUGCGCUGCUUUUCGCACUGGGUCUGCAAGUUCCCACAAUCCUCGCCGGCAACCUGACACUAUCCUGCCACCCCCACAUCUGUCCUGCCUCCAUCCGCUACAACGACACCGUCACGAUAACGGCCGCCUGGACGCCAACCACCCCCAACACCGUCCUCCAAAGCGUCGCCCUCUCCUACAGUCUCUACUACGUCCUCCCCAACACCACCAAAGGCACAACCCCACAUACCAUCUCAUAUACCGGCCCGUUCCAACUGAAAGUCGAAGGAUCAAACAACCUCACCUUGUCUGUCUCACCCCGUACGCAGCUGAAUAUGACGCAGCCGCUGCCUGUCCCGGCGGUGAUGAAGGUGACUGUGCAACUGAGGGAGAACAACGAACAUGAUGGGACAUUUGCAGGGGGUGGGUUGCUUGACGGACCGAUCAUGGUGGUGCGGAGCGCAAAUGGGUCGGUGUUUGCGCCCCCGACGCCGAAAACGAUUACCGAGACGUCGACGGUAUCUGCGGCCGCCCAGGCUACACAACCAGUCACCGCUGCUGGACCGGCGCCUACGCCGAAGACGGUGGUGGUGGUGAAGAACAGCGGUGGGGUAGAGAGAGCCUGGGCGCCGGUCGCUUUCAUGGUCCUUCCCGUCACUACGUUGUUUGCACUGGCGCUGUGAUUUCUGUGAUUCUUGUUCUGUGCUCUUUUUGGAGGACUUUCUAUGACUUUGAUUUUUCGAGGGACUUUCUCGAUUCCUUUGAGGAAUUUGGCGUAUAUACCGACGUUUUGUUGCUUCAUAGACCCUAGACACUUUCACCAUCUGUAGAAACUUUC
Molecule: messenger RNA, 1030 nt
Organism: Fimicolochytrium jonesii
Lineage: Eukaryota; Fungi; Chytridiomycota; Chytridiomycetes; Spizellomycetales; Powellomycetaceae
Exons: 3
Coding region: 129-875 (248 amino acids)
Source: RefSeq, a predicted model, not a curated record